Molecule: messenger RNA, 2956 nt
Organism: Anopheles marshallii
Lineage: Eukaryota; Metazoa; Arthropoda; Insecta; Diptera; Culicidae
Gene: dlg1
Product: disks large 1 tumor suppressor protein
Exons: 19
Coding region: 1-2874 (957 amino acids)
Biological process (GO): chemical synaptic transmission
Cellular component (GO): postsynaptic density membrane; neuromuscular junction; neuron projection
Molecular function (GO): kinase binding
Source: RefSeq, a predicted model, not a curated record
AUGCCGGUGAAAAAGCAAGAAGCACACCGGGCGCUCGAGCUGCUGGAGGACUACCAUUCCCGUCUGUCGACACCGCAGGACCGCGCCCUGCGGAGCGCCAUCGAACGCGUCAUCCGGAUAUUCAAAUCGCGCCUCUUCCAGGCCCUGCUGGAUAUACAAGAGUUUUAUGAGCUGACACUACUGGACGAAUCCAAAACCGUACAGCAGAAGACCGCAGAAACGCUGCUGAUUGCUAGCAAAUGGGAACAGGACAAUGCCAUCAAGGCGAACGAAGCAAACCGCAUCAAGCAGCAGGAACAGGAGCAGCAGCAGUUGCAGCAACAGCAGCAGACACCGCCACAACUUCAGCUCCAGCAGGAGGUGGACAAGCAGCCGGUCAUAGAGCUACCGUCGCCCCGGCUGACGACAACCAAAGUUCCGACAUCGAAUGCGAACGAUACAAAACAGCUUAAUGGCGAUUCGCCGUGGGAGUACGAUGAGAUAACGCUGGUACGUGGCUCGACCGGGUUGGGCUUCUCGAUCGCGGGUGGUACGGACAAUCCGCACAUCAAUCUCGACGCGUCGAUCUACAUCACGAAGGUGAUACCGGGCGGUGCGGCCCACGUCGACGGCCGGCUGCAGGUGAACGAUUGCAUCGUGGCUGUGAAUGAGGUGCGCGUGGUGAACGUAACCCACGGGGAAGCCGUCGAUGCGCUCAAGCAGGCAGGCGACCGUGUGACGCUGCACAUCCGCCGGAAGCGCCCACCCGCGCAGGCACCGAAGCUGGAGGAGAUCGAACUGCUGAAGGGUAGCAAAGGGCUCGGUUUUUCGAUUGCGGGCGGUAUCGGCAACCAGCACAUCCCGGGCGAUAAUGGCAUUUACGUAACGAAGAUCAUGGAGGGCGGUGCGGCCCACAUCGACGGACGGCUUGCCGUCGGUGACAAGCUGAUCGCGGUCCGAACACCGGACGGUGGAGAGCGCAAUCUCGAAAACGUGGUGCACGAGGAGGCAGUUGCAACGCUCAAGGCGAUCACCAACCGGGCCACGCUGAUCGUGCAGAAGACGAACAUACUGCAGGCGCUCGCCAACUCGAUCAGCAACCUUAACUCGCUGUCGACGAACGCGAUGAACAACGUUGGCGUCAGCAUGGUCGAUAAUGCGUCGCCGGAUGCGGGCGGUGGCGGUGGUGAGGCCGGUGGAGGCGACACGGAAAUGGCACCAACGGCACGGUCCCAUUCGCCAGCGUUCGCACUGGAGAAUAGUUCAUCCCGGUACGCAUCGUCAAACGUGCUCGAAACCGGCAUGCCGAUCGGUACACCGCGUGCCGUUAGCAGCGAAGACAUUACACGAGUACCGCGUACGAUCGUAAUUCGGAAAGGAGCGUCCGGGCUUGGGUUCAAUAUUGUCGGUGGUGAGGAUGGACAGGGAAUCUUCGUAUCGUACGUGCUGGCUGGCGGAGCGGCCGAUCUCGGUGGUGAACUAAAACGUGGCGACCAGCUACUAUUCGUCAAUGGCAUCAGUUUGGCGAAUGCAUCGCACGAAGAUGCAGCGCAAGCCCUUAAGAAUGCCGGUGGCACGGUAACGCUGGUUGUGCAGUACCGACCGGAAGAUUACAACCGGUUUGAACAACGCAUCCAGGAGCUGAAGCAGGCGGUGGCAGCCGGUACCGGCACGUUGCUGCGAACUUCCCAGAAGCGUACGCUCUACGUACGUGCACUGUUCGACUACGAUCCGAACCGGGACGAUGGGUUACCGACCCGUGGUCUCCAGUUCCGGCACGGUGACAUACUGCACGUGACGAACGCGUCCGAUGACGAAUGGUGGCAGGCGCGGCGCGUCAUCGGCGAGGACGAGGAGGAAAGCAUUGGUAUCGUGCCGUCGAAACGGCGUUGGGAGCGCAAGCAGCGUGCCCGUGACCGUAGCGUUAAGUUCCAGGGUCACGCCGGUGCGAACAAUAACAACCUGGAAAAGGUAUCUCCAACGGGCGAGGAGGUGUCCACGCUCGAUCGUAAAAAGAAAAACUUCUCCUUCUCCCGCCGGUUCCCGUUCAUGAAGAGCAAAGACGAUAAGAACGAGGACGGAUCGGAUCAGGAGCCCAAUGGUAACCUGAGCGAUCCAAAUAGUCACGAUCCGGAGCAGCCUUUUAUGCUUUGCUACACACAAGAAGACGCGAAUGCCGAAGGUGGUGGUGAAAUAAUCUACCGCGUGGAAUUACCUGAUAUGGAGCAGAUAACUCUUAUCUACCUGGAGAAUAACUAUGCCGACUCGGAGGAAACCAUCUUGUCGUACGAACCAGUACAGCGUCUGCAAAUAACCUACACGCGUCCUGUCAUUAUUCUGGGCCCGCUGAAGGACCGCAUCAAUGACGACCUGAUCUCGGAGUACCCGAACAAAUUCGGCUCGUGUGUACCACAUACCACACGCCCCAAACGUGACUAUGAGGUGGACGGACGGGACUACCAUUUUAUAGCGUCACGCGAACAGAUGGAAAAGGACAUACAGAAUCAUCUGUUUAUCGAGGCGGGUCAGUAUAAUGACAAUCUGUACGGCACGUCCGUUGCGUCAGUGCGCGAGGUCGCCGAAAAGGGCAAACACUGCAUACUGGACGUGUCCGGUAACGCUAUCAAGCGGCUGCAGGUUGCGCAACUAUACCCGAUCGCCAUCUUCAUCAAGCCGAUGUCGGUAGAAUCGAUCAUGGAAAUGAACAGACGCAUGACAGAGGAGCAAGCAAAGAAAACCUACGAACGAACGCUAAAGAUGGAGCACGAGUUUGGCGAAUACUUUACCGCCAUUGUGCAAGGCGACACGAUCGAGGAGAUCUAUAGUAAGGUGAAGAAUGUCAUCUGGUCUCAGGGCGGACCGACGAUCUGGGUACCGUCGAAGGAAUCUCUAUGACCACAGGCAAGCAUCACCUGGACGCUGCCACCAAAUAUGCGCGCACGGUCCGUAUCCCGUACCUCCGGCCACCAUUGACGGG